This is a messenger RNA of Ornithodoros turicata, 7823 nucleotides long. RefSeq names its product calcium-transporting ATPase type 2C member 1-like (gene SPoCk). Gene Ontology annotation, biological process: intracellular calcium ion homeostasis; manganese ion transport; calcium ion transmembrane transport. The transcript has 25 exons. NCBI's taxonomy places the organism in Eukaryota, Metazoa, Arthropoda, Arachnida, Ixodida, Argasidae. The record is from RefSeq and is a predicted model, not a curated record. Gene Ontology annotation, cellular component: Golgi membrane; plasma membrane; endoplasmic reticulum. Gene Ontology annotation, molecular function: ATP binding; P-type calcium transporter activity; ATP hydrolysis activity. Bases 259 to 3174 code for a protein of 971 amino acids.
GUUUGUGUACUUCCGGUGCUGUGUUGUGUUUUUUAUCGCAUUUCAUCGUGCUCUCCCGCUGCAUAGCUGCAGUGAAAAUGCGAAGGUUCGGGGGAGCUACUCCCUGAGCGAAGUCGGAAAAGAUUCGCCAUGUUGCUGCAAUGUUUUGAACUUCAUCAGAGACCUCAUCUAGCAGUUAACGUUUCUAUACAACGCAGCUCAUGAUUCGUGUUUAGCCAAGUGUAAUAGCCGGCUUGGAGGGGGCGUCUUUUUGCCGUGAUGCGAGCGGGUCUGUAUAAGAAACUUCCCUCGGACGUGCAUAGUCCUUGCGAGAAGGAGUCCGUCGACACCUUUACGGACAAUUGUGGCGGGGGUGGACGUGGCCUGGACGAGGACGAGGGGGAGGGCAUGUUGUGGGGGGGACUAUCAACCGAAGAGGCCGCCCAGCGCUCCUAUGAGGACGUAGGGGAGCGCCUUGGCACAGACAUCCGCAGAGGCUUAAGCUGGAGGGAGGCACGACGACGCCUGUUAGCUCUUGGACCCAACGAGUUUGAGGUGCGGCAAGAGGACCCGCUUUGGAAAAAGUAUUUUGAGCAAUUCAAAAAUCCACUCAUCGUGCUGCUGUUGGCAUCCGCCUUUGUGAGCAUCUGUAUGCAGCAGUAUGAUGAUGCCUUUAGCAUCACAGCGGCUAUUAUUAUUGUUGUUACUGUAGCAUUUGUGCAGGAAUAUCGUUCCGAAAAAUCUCUAGAAGAACUCAACAAACUCGUUCCGCCAGCAUGUCACUGCUUACGAGAGGGUCAAGCGGAGACUUUCUUAGCGAGGAACUUGGUUCCUGGCGACAUUGUGAUACUCAACGUUGGAGACAGAGUUCCAGCAGAUCUGAGGCUUUUUAGUGCAUGUGACUUGAUGAUAGAUGAAAGUAGCUUUACGGGAGAAACUGAACCAGCAGCAAAGAUCACUACACCUUUGGAAAAGACUGGAAAUGGGGUAGCAUCGAAACACAACAUCGCUUUCAUGGGAACACUUGUUCGGUAUGGGAAUGGAAGAGGUAUUGUUAUUAACACUGGUGAAAAAUCUGAAUUUGGAGAUAUUUUCAAGAUGAUGCAGGCAGAGGAGGCUCCAAAGACCCCUCUGCAAAAAAGCAUGGACACUUUGGGCAAGCAACUCUCUUUAUAUUCUUUUGGCAUCAUUGGUCUCAUCAUGCUCCUGGGCUGGUUCCAGGGAAGACCCAUCCUAGAAAUGUUCAACAUCGGUGUCAGCUUGGCUGUGGCUGCAAUCCCUGAGGGCUUGCCAAUUGUGGUUACUGUGACGCUUGCACUGGGUGUAAUGCGGAUGGCAAAGAGGAAAGCUAUCAUCAAAAAGUUGCCCACAGUGGAGACACUGGGUUGCGUGAAUGUUGUGUGUUCAGACAAGACAGGAACUUUGACAAAGAAUGAAAUGACUGUGUCCAACGUAAUGACGUCUGAGCUUUACCAUGCUGAGGUGACAGGUGUAGGGUACAAUGCUGAGGGUCACGUCAUGCUCUUCGAUAACGCCACAAGCAGAGAUACUCAGAUGAACUCCCUGCGCUUGUUGCUCGAGUGCGGCUCCAUUUGUAACAAUGCCGACAUAACCGAAACGGAACUUCGAGGUCAGCCCACUGAGGGUGCUUUGUUGGCUGCUGCACACAAAAUGGGCAUCUACGACGUACGGAAUCACUAUGUAAGACUACAGGAAAUCCCUUUUAGCUCGGAGCAUAAAAUGAUGGCUGUCAAGGUUAUUCCAAAGUUUGGAGGGGAACAAGAGCAGUACUUUGUAAAAGGUGCUCUAGAGAAGAUUCUGGCACACUGUACCUACUACAGUGCCCAUGGAACACCCUUGCCCAUUACGACAGAUAAGGCCACACAGUACAUCAAGGAGGCACAGUACAUGGGUCGCAAAGGUUUGAGAGUUUUGGCUCUGGCAAGUGGCACUCAACUCAAUCAACUGAUGUUCCUUGGUCUCGUGGGCAUUCUGGAUCCACCCCGACCAGGGGUGCGAGAAGCUAUUGACACCCUGCACAGCAGUGGGGUUAACGUUAAGAUGCUAACAGGAGACUCCGAAGAGACUGCCUGCACUAUUGCUGCACGACUUGGCUUGCAUGCUGCUGGAAAUGCAGUUCUCUCUGGAGAACAGAUGGACUCGAUGUCUGACGCUGAACUCCAACGUGUGAUCAGCUCUGUUUCUGUGUUUUACCGUACUGGUCCAGGUCACAAGCUUAGAAUUGUAAAGGCACUUCAGCAUAACCACUACAUAGUUGGUAUGACUGGCGAUGGAGUAAAUGAUGGUGUGGCACUAAAAAAAGCAGACAUUGGAAUUGCGAUGGGCAAGAUUGGCACAGAUGUAUGUAAAGAGGCAGCUGAUAUGAUCCUUGUUGAUGAUGAUUUUUUCACAAUUAUGGCUGCCAUUGAAGAAGGAAAGGGUAUCUUUUACAACAUCAGAAAUUUUGUAAUGUUUCAACUGAGCACGAGCAUCGCUGCACUGUCAUUAAUAGCACUGUCAACGUUGAUGAAGAUUCCGAACCCGCUCAACGCCAUGCAGAUUCUUUGGAUCAACAUAAUUAUGGACGGUCCCCCAGCUCAAAGCCUGGGUGUUGAACCAGUUGACCACGAUGUGCUGAAGCAGCCUCCACGUAACACGAAGCAGCCCAUGAUCACUCGAGACCUCAUCUUCAACGUCUGCCUCUCUUCGCUCAUCAUCAUUCUUGGAACUUUGUUCAUUUUUCGAAGAGAGAUGAGUGACCAAGUAGUCACACCAAGGGACACCACCAUGACUUUCACAUGUUUUGUCUUCUUCGACAUGUUCAAUGCUCUCAGCUGCAGAUCUCAGACGAAAUCCGCAUUUACGGUGGGGCUGUUCAGCAACAAAAUGUUCCUUCUAGCUGUUGGCUUCUCAGUUGUGGGACAGAUGCUUGUCAUAUAUUUCCCACCUCUGCAACGAGUAUUCCAGACAGAGGCACUCACCUUUCUAGACAUCCUCCUGCUGGUGGGAGUUUCGUCAACAGUGUUCAUAGUCUCGGAACUCAAGAAGCUCUUUGAGCGAAGCGUUUCCAGAAGGAAAUGCAGCAGGGCAGUUGAAUGGGAAGUUCCAACUGCUGAAGUAAACACUGUGAGGGGUUCCAUGUCAGACGGCGACGACCUCUGCCUUACGCUUGGCACCGAAGGCUGUAAAUACUGAUUUGUAUAUACAUAGGCUAAAAACAUGAAUUUGAUGGAGGAGUCAUUUGUUGAUGAUUUCUUUCUCUGGGUGUUUUGUCUGUCAUGUGGGACUGUAGCUGUACCGUCAUAGAUUGCUUAAGUUGUACAUUUUGGCCCUAGUGUGUGUGCUUCCAUUUGUCAGCGUGCCCAGAUAUUGAAAGGCAAAUUCAAAUUUGACAUAUCGUUAAUGACAGUUGCAGAUUACAUAUGUGUAUAACAAGAUGUUCUUUUUGUUGGGGCGUUGGGGGUGCUGACAGCACAAGCGAGCAAAAUUUUGUGGUGUGGCUUCUGUCUUUUGCUAAGUAGUCUUUGGUUGCAAACUCUGGACGUCUCCCUUGAAGUUGGCAUUUGCAAAUGGGCCAGAUUUCGAAAGCAUAUACCCAUAUUUUUGUUACACAAAUGCAUUCCUGAUGCGACAUGGCCAGCUGUAUGUGGCUCGUCUUCUUUCUUUAUUCCUGGUCCUUCAGGACCUUCUUCAGGUCCUGUUAUAGUACUCAUGCAAAAGAAAUUCACUGUUCAAGAUAACAGUUAGCUGCAUCUUAUUUUUUAUAUAGGUGUAGGCAUUUCAUCAUUUUUUAUGGAAAUUUUAGAUAUAGAAACCUAGUGGAAAUGAAUUCAACUGUCUUAUGAAAUAAACCUCUUAUCUGAAGAUGGGUGCUGAUUUCAUAAGCCAGAUAAAUCUGCCUGGAUCAUCUAGAUCGGUUUUAAUUUGGAACAUAUCUUUUUAGCACCCUUUUGUGUGUAUUGUUUGCACUUUUUUAAGUAAGACUGGGCUGGUACUUCUUACACAUCAGGUUCAGUAAUUGACAUCGCUUACCAUACCAUUUCCUACUUUGCGGAUGCCAGCCUGUUGGUAGCUAAAUAUCAGCAUCCGUGCAGGGUACGUUUCAGGUUUUGCUGUAAACAGCGGGACUACAGUUGGCGUAAAUGCUUUCGCACAAUAGCAUGCUGUACUUAAGUAGGAAGAAGUGUGGUACUGGUGCCAAAUGUCCACUUUCUUGUUCCAAAUUGAAGAAACACUUACUCAGUUAUCUCCUAUUCUGAUCACACUGUGCAUAAACAAACAUAAAUGAAUGCAUCUGUACACAUUAUGAACAAUCAAACAGUAUUAUGUGCCCAUCAUUUUCAACUACUCUCCCUCCACCUGCACUAAACAUGGCAUUGAUGGAUGCAGAACAGCAUUUGCAGUCCACUUGUAAAAGCACAUUUCCUUGUUGCUUGUAACACGAAGAAAAUGUCUUCAUUUUAGGUACUUUAUAUUUUUGAACCUAUAACUACCUUCAAAUGAAGAUUUUUGUGCUCAAGCGAUGUGGGGACUGGAAGCUUCAGGGUUGUUCCACUUCUUUGCUAGUCUCCCGUCCCUCGAUUGGCCCGUGUAGUGCCUUUUCAUAACGUGAAGGCUGCGCGCAUUAGGAACACACUCAUCGAAAAGCCUUAUUUCCAUAUUGUAGAAUAUUUUUGUCGACAAAGUCUUGACUACAAGAGUUGGUACAGUAGAUAGUUUGUUGCGUACAGUAUCGUGAAGCCCUGUCACGGUUGGUUAGAGUUCAGCUCUGAGUACGAAAUACUAAUUCUUUGCAUUUUCUCUGACCAAAUGCAUCAAAGAGAACUGCUUUCACAACUUUGCGUAACUUUUGCAUUCUGCUUGAAGCCAGCUCUGUGCUUGAUAGAACACACACAAAAAUAUGAUGACUGAUUGGUUGCUGUGGUUGGUUGGUUGGUUGGUUGGUGGUUAUUUUGUGUGCUCUUUCACUUUGUCUUAAUCAGUUUUUUUUUUUCUUUUUUUUUUAUUACUGCUGACACUAAAUAGGGUAUGUAUGAAGCGUGCCCAAAUUAGCAUCAUAUCACACUGUGACAUUUUAUGAAUAGCAGAUCUGUUUGUUAUGGUGCUUAGAUGGAAUGCAUAUUAGCCACGUUUUUUUAAACGUGAGAUUUGUUCAUAGUCUACCGUGUGUACCCAGUACUUACUGUAAAGUAUUUGAUGCAGGCAUUUCAGAGCAUGUAGCUUUCUUUUUGUGUGUGCUUUUUUACACUUUAUAGUGUGUCGUGAUGGUCAACCACUAUGCUCAGGGGUUGUGAGAUAGAUUUAGAUGCAGACACGCAGAGCACUGUUUUUUGUGAAAGAUGAAAGUCGAAAUACCACUGGCGUGUCUAUUAGGGUGCCUGAAAAGCAAAUUCUGGAAUGAAAUGGAAUGCUAAUGUCGAGCAAACCAAGAGUACAUAGGGUGCUCACUGAGCAAUAUCAACUGGUCCCAGUCACGUAGUAGUAGAUGAGGCAAUUAAACAUAGGACGAACACAACACAAGCCUCACAAUGCCCAGUUGCAUACUUCAGUUGAAUAAUGGCAGUUGAAGGAAAGGCACCAGCAGUGGGUUUCGAAAUCGCAGGGUGUGCGUUUGAAUCUCACUGCUGGUGCCUUUUCUUCAACUGCCAUUAUUGGUCCCAGUCAUUGGUGACCUAAAUUCACGUAUUGUCACCCUCCCAGUCAUGUGAAAGCUCAAUACCUGAUAUUACCUGUACUGAGAGGAACUGCCUGACUUGCACUGGGCAUUGUGAAUAACGAAUGAAAUGCUAUGUCGUCCAACUCUUUGUGUGUGGCUAGUUGUGAUUUAUUUUUGUGACUACAAGUGCAGGGUUACUGUUGCAAAUGAGUGCUAAGAUUCAGUGGAGAGAGUGUGUAGCUAAUAUGGGAGGGCUCACAGAUCCUCAACCCACGACUGAAAUACUUCGAAGCAAUUGUGCAGCCUUUAAGUAGAUAAACAUUACAAGAGAUUAAACAAAAUAAGAGUGGUCACAGCUCAUUGUGUGUUUGCUAGCCAAUGGCAUUAAAUGCAAAUUAUUUUGCUAAUUUUUGAAUCAGUUGAACUGCUAUAAUAUUACAAUAUCUUGUUAUUCCUGAGACAUAUGUAACAUUUCUUAGGUUUUAUGCAGCAUCUCUUUUAAUUAUACAAAUGGUACUAUGCUACGGCAAUCUUCCAUCGUAUCUAGAAGUUUUGGGUGGGAAUCUCCCCAAUAGGUGUGCAUUAAUUGUAAAAUGUAGAACCCUAUGUACAUAAGAUACGACAUUGCUAUUUUUUUACAAUGAAGCUGUAGGCAACACAAGGAAAACGCAGCUGUACAACUUGGGGACAAAAGUUUACGGCACUGGUGCAUAUCUGCAUCGGAGCGGCCCCUUUUCUGCUACUAGGAAGAAGUUGAAUAAGAAAUGUGUGACCGGCUAUUCUAUCCACCUCAGUAUGUGUGUCCACUCCUGUUUGCUGGUAGGGUGUCACCCCAACAGACAAAUGCGGCACCCCAGUGUUCCGUGAACUUUUGUCCCAUGCUACACCUUAGAUGCUUUAAAACAAGUUUAUCUUUGACUUGCUCAUAUGCUCAGCUCAUGACCAUAUUGGUUGUAUUACCAGUUUAUGUUCAGGUACAUGCUUUUCCGUAUGGUGACAAUGACCGUGUAAUGUCGCCAAAGCGAACCAACCAAGCAACAAUCUAUACAUUUGGUGAAGUGUCCCCGCACUUGGAUAGUCAUGUGGUAUUUCUUCUGUUCAUCUAAUCUCACCUACGUGGACACACUUUGAUAUUGUGCUGAACAUGCAUGCACAAAUGAGUGUUCAUAUAUUUGCACAGCCCUGGUAUGCUAGAAUGUCCACUAUGCUAAUAUCUGAAAUGUUUUUUUUUCAUUUUGGGUUCUGCAUCAAACUAUCAAAAGUGCACUGGCUGACAAUAAAUUGCCAUUAAUGUGUUUUGUUCAUGUUAGGAUAAAAUAAUGUGUUGAGUGACAUUGUUGCUAUUAUUAAUUGACUGUGGUAUUGUUGCUCUUGUUGGCGUCUGGGUUACAGGGCUUUGUUUUAUCUAUUUGUGAGCAAUUAUGACGUUGCUUGAGUAGCUUUGUUGUGAACUUUUGCUUCAUCAAUAUUAAUAUCUGUAGCAAAUGGUGUUCUACUCGUCUUAUGGCAACUCAUAGGUUGAGAAGAAUUCUGCUUUGAACUGAACUGUUUAUAAAAAAGCUGAGCUUAUUAAACAAAGAAAAACAUUGUACAUAUUCAGAUUGCAUAUUACAAACUGUCAGCUACAACAUGAGCCACAAUUGUGUCAAACACUGAAAUCUUAAAAUGCAAAGAAGUUUCAGCACACACAAUCCUGUAGAAAACAUGUAUGUUUUGACCAGUUGUUUUGUCGAAAAUUAAGAAAAGGAGAAGGCAUUGAGUGUUCAGAUUACAAAUUUUUGCGUGGGAAGCUGGAGCUACACGAAUCUUUCGUGGCCUUUUAGGUAGGACACCAGGGAACGUAAAGUAAGGAACAUGGUAAACAAGUAGAAUAUUUUUCUAAUGUGAUCUAGCUGCACUGGACCUUGUCUGUUUGAUGGCCUGUCAACAUUUGUCCAGGGACAAUGCUUACAUUCUUUGCAUAAUGUCUCUGUUUGUUGCAAGUGAAUCUCAGCAAUUAUCUCUCCUGUUUGUAGAUAUUGGUUCAGUGUACAGUGCCUCCAGAAGUGCAAUUUUUUUUCUCUUAGCAUUAGUGCCUAAUACCACACACUGUAUUGCAUGGAGCUGCUGUUCUCUUUUGUGGCAUUGUUGUUAGCUCUGUUACUCUGUUCAUGGUUCACUGAGCUUGAUUAAAAUUACCCUGUUGUCA